UCCUCAUGCAUGAGGGCUAGGGAGCAGUAAAAGGAGUAAAUAGGUUCUUCUUUGUUUUAUUGAUUCCCCAAGCCUGUUAUCAACAUUUCCUCCCCUUUUUGUAGACCGUAAGAGGCCCAAUAGGUUUCUGGACCUUACAAAGCCUGCUGAAAAGGAGCUAUAUUCCUGUGCACUUCCUAACAUCUGAAGAACAGUAGCCAUGAUUCUAAAGACUACUGAGGUUCUGAUGGGUAAUGAAAAACAUACUGUUCAGAUUGCUUCUCAUCAGGAAGAUAGUGAACCAACACUACAAGACAUGGCUCUGCUUAUUGAACAAGUCACUGGGGUUCCAGUUCCUUUUCAGAAACUGAUAUGCAAAGGAAAGUCCCUGAAGGAAAUGGAACAGCCAUUAUCAUCACUUGGAGUUAAAAAUGGUUGUAAAGUUAUGCUGAUUGGGAAAAGGAAUAGUCCAGAGGAAGAGGCGGAAUUAAAAAAAUUUAAAGAUUUGGAGAAGUCAGUGGACCAAAUUGCUAACAAAUUGGAGGAAGUUAAUAAAGAGUUCACAGGCAUCCAAAAGGGCUUUCUAGCAAAAGAUCUUCAAGCUGAAGCUCUUAACCACCUGGACAAAAGGAUAAAAGGAACUGCUGAGCAGUUCAUGAAGAUCCUGGAACAGAUAGAUGCCAUUUUGGACAACGUAUUCCUGGAGAGGAGACGUAAACUGACUGAGAAUCUGCCGGAGAAUUUCAGUGAUUGCAAACUGAAAAAGAAGGGGUUGGUGAAAAAAGUUCAGGGUUUUCUUGCCCAGUGUGACACAGUUGAAGGAAGUAUUGGUCAAGAAAUGGAUAAGCUACAAUCAAAGAACUUGGCACUGGCAGAAUGAGGCAUCUCUCAAUAAAUAGGAGAAAUAAUUGCUCUGUGAGCAAGAAGAAAAGUUUGCUCUUUGUUUUGGAGCACAUAUUCAGCUUCUUUUUUUCUUUAAAGCCCAGUCUGUUUAGACUGGUACUAGUCAAUCAUUACUUGCUGGUUGUCACAUUUACCACUCACUCAAAGUUGUUCUUUUCAAAAGAAAACAAUCCUUCCUGAAGAAAUACAGAAAUGUCUUUGUGGUGGAUGGUUAUGCAUGUUUUAGUUAACUAAAUACUAUAGUACAUUAUCCAAUUCCAAGAGGUGGGCAACUUUGGACCACUAUUUUCUUUUUACAAGGACACUAUUGUUAAAUUGUUCAUUUUUCUCUACUCUCUCAUUUUCUCACAUUAUAUCAUCAAAAUUAUUUUCAGCUCAAAAGACAAGUUUGGAAAACCAUACAAGUGAUAUAGGUUGCAUCUGUAGGACUUUAACUUGACUGAAAAAGCCAGGUUGAUACAAUAGUUGCGACAUCUAGCAUUCUAGUAGAACAUUUAGAGCAAUAAAUAGUAUCACACAUCUAUACCUACUUAACACUUGUAUGUGUUCAUAAAUAUAGGAAAACUUGACUACAGUGGAAGUUGUAACUAUUUCAGCCUUAAACUGUCUGAAUAAAUGGAACGUACUGUAAAAUGUAUGGUACUUAAUUUAACUAGUGUUUAAAUUUCAGUGAACACCUUGGCACUUUUUUUCGUUAUACAUAUUUCUGAUAUACUGUGUAUAGAGCAUGUAUAUGUUUUCUGUGGUAUACUCUCCCUUUGAGUAAUGGUGUGAAAUGGAACUGGAUAAUUCAUACUGCUUAGACAGGAAGUGGUCAGUCCAGUCAAGCUCUGAGAAUGGAGAUAUUUUAUCAUAGUAUUUUUUGACUAUGCGUUUCACUGAGUUGCUGUAUUUUACAGAAAAUUGCAAUUGAUAAUGUCUAUUCCCUUGAGAAUUAGUGGAUGAAUAUUUAUUAAUCUAUCAUGUGUAUUACAAAGUGAAAUUUCAAAACAGAGGUUUAAAAAUGUCCUGCCAUUGUUAGCAUCUUCAUAAUGAGAGCUGCCAUUUCACUACUACUUCUACUAGGAAAGCAUUCAUCAAUAAGCACUUGAUCUGGUGGCAAGCCGAGGACCCUCAACUUACGUUAGACUCUGUGGAAGUUAGGGGUGUUCUUGAUUGCUUGCCAGAUAAGUGCAUGAGAAUCUCUGUGUUUUUAUAGUUGUUUUAAGGUAAGUUCUCUUUAUCAGAAAAAAAAAUUGAAAAUGUAAGUGUUUGAUCAUAUUUCAAUACAGUUAAAUAAUUUCUAAUAAAAUAAUGGACCUCAAAAUAGUGGCAGUCCUCCAGCAUUUCUCCUGCAGUCAUAAUCAGAGAACUUCCAGUGUCACAAUCUGGUAUCAGAUAGGCAAUAUGGUAGCUCUGUUGCUUUUUAAAAAUUAGUAGUUUUUGUUGUAAAGAAAGUUUUAAAAAAUUAGAUGUUAUAUUAUACCAAAUAUAACUAGAUGAGGUGACCAUAUUUUCAGUAAAAUUGCACUUUUCUGUUAAAUUGCAGUAUUCCUUUAAAGUUGUAAUAGUUUUCAAUAUUACACCCAAUGGUCAUGGUCUAUAAAAGUCUGCAGUAGCCUGAAACUUGACAAACAAGCUCUUGGCUUAAAAUGAAUGUAUUUUGUUUCUCAUUACAAAUCUUUAGGAAGAGCUGUUUUUAAGAUAGGAAGUAAUUAUAUUCAUGAUUAGGAAUGUGAUGCCAGCUUUCAGCGUGAGCCCUGUGGUCAUGCUAUGUUUGCCUGGAACUGCAGUACUAUUGAGAGGAGCAGAGUUAUAUCCAUUCCAGUGAUAGCCCCAGUUCAGGGCAGCAAAUACUGCUUCUGGGCCAGAUCCUGAUACCAUUUAAUCCAAUGGCAAAACUCUCACUGAAUUCAGUGGGUGCAGGAUCAGCCUCUUAUCAAGCGAGGAAUUAGUCCUCACCUGCUCUAAACAUUUUUUUUACAUUUAGUAAACUUUCAGGAGUGUGUGUAGCAUAGAAGGGUUUCCCUGUGAACAGAGCUGGGCAGGGUAGGUUAGAUAUAACUGCUGCUCCUUAGUAGUUCUUUAAUCUGG
Molecule: messenger RNA, 2955 nt
Organism: Dermochelys coriacea (leatherback sea turtle)
Lineage: Eukaryota; Metazoa; Chordata; Testudines; Dermochelyidae
Gene: BAG1
Product: BAG cochaperone 1
Exons: 8
Coding region: 200-859 (219 amino acids)
Biological process (GO): protein stabilization
Cellular component (GO): membrane; cytoplasm; cytosol
Molecular function (GO): adenyl-nucleotide exchange factor activity; protein-folding chaperone binding
Source: RefSeq, a predicted model, not a curated record